This is a messenger RNA of Aspergillus uvarum CBS 121591, 813 nucleotides long. RefSeq lists its product as uncharacterized. The coding region runs from base 1 to 813 and encodes 270 amino acids. The transcript is spliced from 2 exons. The record is from RefSeq and is a predicted model, not a curated record. NCBI's taxonomy places the organism in Eukaryota, Fungi, Ascomycota, Eurotiomycetes, Eurotiales, Aspergillaceae.
AUGCGAACCACCUCCUACCCCGUCCCGCCAUCGACCGUGCUGGCCAUGACAGGCCAGUAUCCACCACAGACUUACAAAGGAUUACAAGACCUGAAUCGGGAGAUCGCUGCUCUUCAGGACCGACUAAGGCAGCGCGACGCCAAUCAGUACAUCUCAUUCAAACAUGUGUCAGCCGAUGAUCUCCGUUUGUUGGAAGAAAGUCGCGAUCAGUUGCGAGCGGCUGUUCGUCUCACCUACUUUCCUGAUAUUGAGACCCUUUUGAUCAAGAUUCCAACUCUCCACCAUGAGAAGGCGCACCGCAGUUUUGCCGAGGAGACCGUUACUGCUUUGACGAUCAUGGGAGUCCGCGUCAUGGAGCGUGAACCUACCGGAGCCGGGCGAUACACGGCGCGCUCGGCUUCUCGGAAGGAAGCAGACUCUUCGUACAGGAAUGGACUGCUCGGGCUCUCCGAGUCCUUGCCUCGACUCCGCCAGGAUGUUAACUGGUGGAUUGCGAACUCAGGCGGCAGGGUAUUGCUUGUCUCGCUCCUGAAAGUCUCACGGUCUGAUCAGACGCUCACAAUAGAGAAGUAUUUCCCGCAGCGCCAGCCAGGCACUCGGGCGCGCGUCGCCGCCGGCGGACCUGGCUUUGUUCCCCAACGCAUCACCACUACGGUGGUCAAGGUGGGAACUACACCCCCCUCUGUUCAGGGACCACCGGUAGUUCUGGAGUUCAACCGGGUCAUUGGCAGGCAGCCAGUAGCCCCGCGUGAGAGGGAUGUGGUCUUUGCGCAUGCAACAUUAAUCGAACUCGCUCUCAUGAUCUUCAAGUGA